CCUUUCUCAGCUCCUCUGGGAAAUCCAUUGGUUUUCCACACAGUAAGUGGCGCUCUCUAGCCCUUUUCAGGCUCUAUACUCUGCUGAGAGCCCAAGAAAUUCGCCCUCGCCCCAGAACAAAAGCCACCCAACUUCCCCCGUGUUUGGGGACUGUUUGGGCGCGUCCCUUAGCGUAUCCUGGGAAUGCGUCCACGUUGUCAUGGCGACGCUCUGAGUAGGUUCCUGCACGCCGCCGAAUCCCGCCCCGGAACUAUCAUCUGCAGGGAAAUGACCUUUGACUCUAGAAGGACAACUCCAGUUUUCACAAGAAGAUGGCAGUCAUGAAACCGGCCAUGCAGGAACUAAAGAAUUCAGAAGAGCCCAUUGAAAAAGUGUCACCCGUCCUCUUGAAGAGCCUGGUGGAGGAGCCCAAGAAAAGAGCAGAAGUGCCUAACCAUCUCCUGGAGUCCAAGGUUUAUGCCAAGCUUCUGAACAAUAAGGCCAUCCAGGCCAGACCAGGCAUAGUCCAUUUUGGAGGCUAUGAGAUAGAGAAGCAGCACCAACAGAUCCUGUACAUUGCCAAUAUUUCCGACGAAGACACACACCUCCAUAUCUUACCACCGCAGACCAAAUACUUCAGGAUCGCGUAUGAGAAGAAGGAGCAUCGCCUCAUCCCGGGCUUGUCGCUCAUGGUCACUGUUACGUUUUCUCCCGACGAGUGGCGUUACUAUUAUGACUGCAUCCGCAUUCACUGUAAGGGAGAUGACACCUUGCUUGUUCCUAUUCAUGCCUACCCUGUCUUGAAUAACCUGGACUUCCCCACGUUUAUAAAUCUAUCAGAUGUCCUCCUUGGAGAGAGCAAAAGUUGUGUGAUCCCCUUGCAGUGCAGCUGCCCCGUGGAUUUCGAGUUCCAUAUCACUUUGCUGCGGAAUCAUCAGGCCUUUACAAUUGAGCCAAAGUCAGGAAUAAUUCCAGCUAAUGGGAAGGCGAAGGUAACUGUGAAGUUCACGCCCAUCCAGUACGGGAUGGCGCAAAUAAGAAUUCAGCUGUGGAUCUCGCAGUUCAACUCCCAGCCGUACGAGUGUGUCUUCACUGGAAGCUGCCACCCCAACAUGGCCUUACCAUUAGAAGAGUUCAAAAGAUUGAAUACUCGUUCUAAGAAAGUAAAUGUUCCUCUAGAAAAAGCAGCGUAUAUACAAUUUUACCCAACUCACACAAAGGCAAGACCUCAGAAGAUGAAGGAGAUCGAAUACGAAGACCUGCGGUUUCCAGCAGAUCUGUCGAAUCCAUUCGCCGUGGCCACUGUCCUCAACCAGGAAGCGGGAAGGUUGAAGAUUAAGGAAUUAAAACAAGUCCUGGACCAGGGCGAUGAAAUCUCCAAAACCAGACAGAUGAAGGAGGCACUCUUCGAACAGAAAGUCAGACAGAACGUCCUGGAGGAGAGCGAGAACCAUCUUAAGUGGCAGGUGCACCUUGGCAAAGAUCACACAUCUUUUAAGUAUAGAAAGGAGCACUGUGAGGAGCAGCAGAAAGCACUUGAGAAGUACAAGCAAACCCGGGGCGACCCUGUGUUAGAGGAAGAGCUUCAACGACUCCAGACUGAACGGAUCAACAAGCGGAUCGUCCGUGACCUGGAGGAUAAAGUCCAGGAAUUCCAUCCUAAUUUUGAUCCACUGGUUAAUAACAUGUGGCUCACCAGAUUCCGGGCACAAAGACGGUUCCAGCAAGUAGCACGCAAGGUCAUGCGUGAACUACGGUUGCUCCCUAUGCUGACGGCUGUCAAUGAAAUGGACAAAGAAGACAUGAUGAGAAAGAUUGUCAAAGUCAAGGGAACACUGAUACAAGGUGAGAAUCCCUACCGAUCCCUGAGGGCCCUAAUGAGUCAGGAUGAGUACCCCUGGCGCUACUCUCUACACCCUGAGGAUGUGCUGUCCUUUGCCUUCCCGUCGGACUCCCAGAGCUACAACGAGCUGGCUAUUGAUAGCCUUGGACCAGUCCCAAUUAAAAAUUCAGAUGUUCAAAUCAAGCACAAUUAUCCCUACUUCAAUUUAAAGGUUCCUCAGAUAUACAAAGUCAAGGGAUAUGGACCAUUUUCUGUCAACAAGUCCUCAACAAAUUACAGACUUCAGAAACUUGCUCGACCUCUGAAACAAGGUGCUGAGGAUGAAGUCACCACCAUCAUCGCUCUGCCCAAGCAGGACACCACACCGCUCUCAGCCAAGCCUUCCAUCUUGAGUAUGAAGGCUCCGGAGGGCUUAGCCAUGUCUGUGGAAUAUGACCCACUGUAUAUUUUCAAUCCCAACCCAGGAAUGUUUUCCGUGAAGCAUCCUCUGACCUAUGCGGAAACGCUGAUAGAUUACCAUCUGUGCUCUCACCCCAAGUACAAGUUCACCCAUGAGUCCCACAGAGGGUCCAGCAUUCCUCUCACCCAAAAGCAGUUUCUCCAUCAUACGGAUAUAAUUCCUGGAAUCAUGAACUGGAAGAGGUUCCAGCCCCUGGUGUUCUCUUCCUUUUCUGACUAUUCGAGGACUGAAAACACUCAGAACAACAGAAUCUUGGCCUGCCUGUUCUCAACUAGCUUUCUCCUGGGACACAGUUCAGGACCUGCUGCCUGUGGAAUGGUGCACGCCCAGGACGGGCUGACAAACCUCGUUCAGUAGCUGGGACAUAACUCAGGAGUGAAGUUCUUGCCGCGCACCUUGCUCCUACGGUGGGGGGAAAAUGGCACAUGAGAUCGUAAAAAUAGACUCCGCUGGGCCUGGGUUGUGCUCAGACUCCGGUGCACCCACUUUCAAUACGCAUGGACUCCAAGUGUUAAAAAUUAGCCAAUUCAUUUUUCCAAAGCAAUGUCCUUGGAAACAUCUCCCAGGGCUGUUUUUUUAGUGGGUCAGGAGCGCGUUGUCUUGGCCCCGAAUAGCCAUGCAUUAAACACAAAGGCUAUAUCAAUGAAAACCUCCCGCCAUGGCUUUUUGCCUUCAGUUUCUGUGCCUCCCUGCUCUGUCGGGCCAGUUUGUUCCAAUGUAAACAGCCACUGCCUAACAGCUCAAAACUCAGGAGCAGGGCCUGAGCGGGGUGCACCAGUGGGGUACAGGUAUAACUACACAAAGCCUUGGGCUCCGUCCCCAGCAGUGUAGAAACCGGACCAGGUGGCGCACCUCUGUAAUCUCAGCACUGGGAGGUGGAAGCAGGAGAAUCAGGAGUUCUACACCAUUCUCAGCUACACAGAGAGUUCGAGGCCAGCCUGGGCUACAUGAGACCCUGUCUCAAAAGAAAAAAAUCUUUAUUUUCCUAAUCCGGGUUUAUACCAGUUGUUGGAUUGAAGGUCAGGCUGUUGUUUCUGAAAGCAGUUACAAAUAAUAACGAUAAUUCUUUUCAGCUUCUGUAUUAAUCUGCUCAGAGGGCUACAACAAAAGGCUAUAGUCUCCAUUGGCUAUAAACAGUAUAUAUAAUUCUCAUAAGCCAAGGCACCAGGCAGAUUUUGUGUCUAGUUAGGGAUGACUUUCUGGUUCACAGACAGGGCCUUCUUUAUUUUAUGUGCAUGUGUGUGUGAGUACGGGUGCAUUCAGGCCACGUCUGUUCUCUCUUCCCGACAUGCGGGUCCCAGGAAGCUUAUGGCAUCAGGCUUAGUGGCAGGAGCCAUCUUGCUUGCUUGUAUCCACAUGUGGAUGGAGGAGCAAGCUGGCACGCCUUCCUUUGCCUGAUCCUAGUGAGGCUUUGCUCUUCUUUGU
This is a messenger RNA of Arvicola amphibius (Eurasian water vole), 3707 nucleotides long. RefSeq names its product cilia and flagella associated protein 221 (gene Cfap221). The transcript is spliced from 22 exons. The record is from RefSeq and is a predicted model, not a curated record. The coding region runs from base 312 to 2639 and encodes 775 amino acids. Gene Ontology annotation, cellular component: cilium. Lineage: Eukaryota; Metazoa; Chordata; Mammalia; Rodentia; Cricetidae. Gene Ontology annotation, biological process: cilium assembly; cilium movement.